GGCUGAAUAGAUCAUCCUUGUAGUAGACGCCGUGAUGCAGAUAUCGCGCUCGUGUCUCUAGGUCUGAGAGUGGGGUUCCUUUCGGAGUAAUCAUGCGGCUCGUGGACGUUGCUAUACUCCGAAAUGAACGCCACUUGAGUGCUAAAAAUAACAACCCACCAACCACAGGAUAAGCGAUUAUAUCUUGUCAUGGUGUGUUUUGGAAAGCUCUCCAUCGUAACUCUUUUAAAGGAAAAAGUGGCCCUAUUCACAUCCAGACUUACAGCUUUCGUAGCAGUACAGCAAAGGCUCGGACAGUUUAGCCUAAUUUCGGCACCAUUGUGCCAUUGUUUCCGGUUAUAACUUUUAAUUCACGAGUAUAAACGGAUUAUUGCCAUUUACUAUCGCUUGUCUCUUCAUGAAAUUAGAACAGUGAAUUAGAAUUCAAAGUCGACAGAGUAGAAUUUCGAGAAGAACUUGGGAACUUCGUUUUUCACAUUGGCAGCGUCAAACAUGCCCUGCUACCAGAAUCCAAUUCUACCAGGAUUUUUUCCAGACCCUUCUAUCAUUCGUGUUGACGACACGUACUAUUUGAUCAACUCAAGCUUCCAAUUCUUUCCUGGGCUUCCGAUCCACACUUCUAGGGAUCUCAUCAACUGGGAACUCAUCGGGCAUGCUAUUAACCGGACAAGCCAGCUCAGUUUGCGAAAUGCUACGACGAAGGUCAACAGUGUGGAGCGGAAAGAGGUCUUCACGGGUGGUUUAUACGCUCCGACUAUACGAUUCCACAAUGGAGUAUUCUAUAUUGUCUGCACAAACUUAUCUGGCAGCACUGUGAUGCGUUCCAACGAGGACUUUCAGCCCCAGAAUUUCAUUAUCACAUGCAAGAAUCUCUCAGACCCAGACUCUUUCAGCGACCCAAUCUUAUUCGACUUUUACGGGAUAGAUCCAAGCUUGCUCUUUGACGACGAUGGCAACGUGUAUAUGCACGGGAGUUUUAUACAUGGAUAUAAUAAGAGGCCUGCGACCGUUAUAAGGCAGGCUGCAAUUGAUCUCAAGACGGGAAGGCUCAUCUCUGAGACUCGUGACAUUUGGGAAGGCUCUGGGGGCCACGUUCCAGAAGGACCGCAUAUAUAUAAGAGAGAUGGGUUCUAUUGGCUGCUGAUUGCAGAAGGCGGCACGCAUCGCCGGCAUAAGGUUACAAUGUCCCGCUCAAAGAAUGUCUGGGGUCCGUACGAGUCAUACGAGCAUAAUCCAUUAACUACUGGACGCGAAGGGGGCAUAGUAACUUGCGUCGGCCAUGCAGAUUUGGUUGAGGAUACCAGUGGAAAGUGGUGGGCGGUGAUGUUAGCCCGUCGCGAUUUCGGAUUAUGUUAUCCUCUAGGACGCGAAACCUUUAUGGUCUCUGUUGACUGGCCUAAAGGAGAGUUUCCACGAUUCGAGAUGGCCGAGCUGAAUCAAAGACUUUCUAGCCGUAGAGUUGCCUCAAAAAGAAGGGGGUUUUCAACCGAAUACCAGGUAACGAUAUCGUCGCCACAUUCGCUAUACUUGCGAGACCCGAACUUGCAAGAUUAUAAGCAAGGAGACAAUAAGAAGUCGAUCAUUCUUCAUCUCAGAGAGGACGAACUAGGCACAGCAGGAGGAAAUCCCACGUUCAUCGGCCAGCGCCAAACCAGUCUGGACUCAAUUGCGCUAGCUGAGAUUGAUCUGACUUCUGCCCCUACAAAGGGUCACUGCGGCCUUACAGUAUAUAAAGAUUCCUUUAGGCAUGUAUCAUUAGAUAUCGACCUAGAUAAGCGCCAGAUUUCUCUGGCAGUCCAUCAUCUGGGACAGAAUUUCUCUUUUGUCAAGGACACUUUGCUCCAAGCUUCCAGUGCGGUCAGAGUCAUGAUUCAGUCAACCAAAGAGGCUUACAGGUUCUCAUACAGAACCGUAGACGCCUCUAAAUGGUCCGCGGAGACCGAACUUGGACAAGUCUCAUGCUCUGAUAUGAGCGGGGAUGAUUUCACAGGGACAAUAUAUGGCAUCUAUGCCUAUGGAGCGGGCGGAGAUGUCAAGUUCAACUCAUUCAAUCUUUACCAGAAGCUUUGACGCCGAGCUCCUCUCGAGAUGGAAAGUGUUACAAAUCAAGAGUCGUAGCUCUUUGAUGAGCAGCAGUUCUUGUUUCCACGUGGGUCUAUGAUGGGUUUCACACCGUACCCGCGGGUCAUGCCACACCAGUGCGAGUCUGUUUCCCAUUUCAGGGUGUGGCCGCCUGUGUCUGAGCUAACUGCCUGGCCUACAGCAUCAGCUAAGUCUGCAAAUGAACAAAGACUCAACCUCACUAUGUAGACUGUCCCAAGAAUCCAUUAGAUAUUAGAGUGUUGUUAUAUUUAGCUAUUUAAAAUCAUAUUGAAGCAAUGUUUCAGCCUUCUCAAGAAAGAGCACACCUGUGGUGUUAGGGUCGGCCUUGCAUUACAUGGGAAGGGACACCAGCAGCACCAACAUAGGC
Messenger RNA from Pseudogymnoascus verrucosus, 2470 nucleotides. RefSeq lists its product as uncharacterized. The record is from RefSeq and is a predicted model, not a curated record. Gene Ontology annotation, biological process: carbohydrate metabolic process. Lineage: Eukaryota; Fungi; Ascomycota; Leotiomycetes; Thelebolales; Thelebolaceae. The coding region runs from base 493 to 2070 and encodes 525 amino acids. Gene Ontology annotation, molecular function: hydrolase activity, hydrolyzing O-glycosyl compounds. The transcript is spliced from 4 exons.